AUGCUCGACCCAAUCGACGAAACAUCCUACCUCGACCCCGAAGUCAGAGAAUACCCCCAACCAACCACCAGCCCCUACAAAGCCCCAGUCGUCACCCUCAUAAUCGGCCGCGACGAAUACAUAAUCCCGGAAUUCUAUCUCCGGCAAUUCCCCCAGCUCCGCCGCAGCCACAAAGCCUUCGAACAGGGCUUCAACCCCAGCCUGAAAUUCGUCUCUAGUCUCGACGUCGACGAAGAUAUCGGCCACACCCUCGUCCAUUACCUCUACACAGGCGAAUAUGAGACCCUCCGCGACGGCCCGGAUCCAGCGGUCCCAAAACGCACGAUAGAAUAUCGGCGCAGCGCGCUGGCGUACCUUGCCGCCAGGAAAUAUGGGCUAAGUGGACUCGAGUCGCAUGCGAAGCAUUAUAUCGAGGUUUUCGAUCGUGAUGUGCCCACGCCGGAUAUUCUGCGUGUGGCGAGGGUUAUUUAUUCGAAGCUGCCGCGGGAUGAGACGUGGUUUCAGGAUUAUAUUCGAGUGAAGAUGGAGGAUGAGUUGGAGGCCGAUGUGGAGGUUUUUAAGCGGGAUUGGUUUCUUGCGGUCAUUGGGCGCGAUCCGGUGUUUGAUCGGUUGUUGGUGCAGAUUAUGGUGGAUAUUUAUUCGGAGAAGUUGGCGGCGUUUAAUUUUCAGAGGCUGGAAGGGGGACGGCAUAUUGUGCAUUCGAUGGCGAACGGGGAUGCCGUGAGAAUUGUGGAGGAGGCGAUUCCUGAGGAGCCGGAGGAGGAGCCUGUCUUUGAGGAUGUUGUGCCGGAGGUUGAGCUGGCUCAUGGAUACGAUGGGUCUGGGGAAGAGGAGGGUGCCGUUGGGUGUGAUGAUGAACGCCGGUCUUAUGAGCGCGAACAGGAUACGGAGCCGAUUAGUGAUGAUUGGCCCUUGACGCCAUCGCCUCCUCCGUCUUGCUCUCCUCAACCUACCGAGGAGACGCUUCCUGUUGAGGAGAAAAGUUCUCUUUCCAAUUUGCAGCCCAAAAGUCAGCCCGAGUCCAACGAUGAGCCCAAGGAUGAUGACUUUCUCUCCUGGGGCCCGCUCCGGAAACGGGGUAAGGCAAAGAAGAAAAACAAGAAGCUCAAGAUCGUCGAGCCGGAAUCUGAACCGAACGCGGAGCAGGUACCCACGGAAAGGUGGCCUCAGAUUCGGCACGCUGCGUCUGAUGAGUCGUAUAUUCAUGCGCCGCCAACUCCUUUAAGCCCUGUCUAUGAGGAACCGACCCCAUUGCCUUUGCGGCCGGCUUCGGCGUCUCUUUUGGAGGGAGCUACCCAUUAA
Messenger RNA from Aspergillus alliaceus, 1302 nucleotides. RefSeq lists its product as uncharacterized. The record is from RefSeq and is a predicted model, not a curated record. Lineage: Eukaryota; Fungi; Ascomycota; Eurotiomycetes; Eurotiales; Aspergillaceae. The transcript is spliced from 2 exons. Bases 1 to 1302 code for a protein of 433 amino acids.